CAACGGCAGCGCGAGCACGUCUGUGCUAUCUGUCACACGACAUGCGGCGUCAGGACAGAUAAAUAUUUGUUGCUGCUGCUUGUUGGCAACCACUUCGUCCAAAUACUGAGGACGCGCUGAAUUCGGUUUGCCAGCCCCAUUCUAUAAAGUCGCGUUUGUUUGUGUGGAUUAAACGGAAGGAUUAUAUUACAAGAUUACAAGAGGAGGCUGUAUAUUCUGCUGAAGGGAUCACAUCUUUUGGUGAGAUAUAGGAAUGGUCCAGGGCUGAGAGGCCCUGCAGAUGAGUGACAUGAACCUUCUCAAUGCCUGAGUGACCUCACAGAGGGAGUGAUUUCUCAGUUCAAAAUGAUGAUGCAUAAGCCAUCGGCCCGCACCUCCCCGGGCAGUGUGUGUUCUCUCCGUGGAGGGGCAGUUCAUGGAUCCCCAGCGGUCACUAUAGUGGCCAAAAUGGACAAUCAGGUGAUUGGCUAUAAGGAUCUUGCAGCUAUUCCGAAAGACAAGGCUAUUCUAGACAUCGAGAGACCCGACCUUAUGAUGUAUGAACCGCACUUCAGCUAUUCACCAAUGGAUCACUCAGAGAAGUCAUUGUCUCCUUCUAUUUCGCUCCCUCCAUCUCCAGAGAACCUCCCUACAAGAUUCUCUGUGUACUUGCAGAACAGUCUUAUAAAGGAUGCACGGGACUGGUCAGAGCUCAAGUCAUCUGGCAGCUCGUCUCCAGCCUCCAUGCAGUUGAGUAAAAGCAUCACGGUCAGCACAAAAGUCCCACACCAGCAACAGCACUUCCACAGGCCAGGCAAUGGAACCAACAUAUACAAGAAGCCACCUAUAUAUAAACAAGAUGUGUCAGCAGCAGUUCCACACAGUAAACACAUGGAGGAUUUAAUCAUUGAGUCGUCCAAGUUUCCUGCUGCGCAGCCUCCAGACCCAAACCAGCCCUCAAAGAUAGAGACAGACUACUGGUCCUGCCCACCAUCACUAGCUGUUAUAGAGACCGAGCGGAGGAAGAUUAGGGCUACUGUAUCUAAAACAGCUGAGGGAGAGGAGGGCGAGGAGGAUGAUACGUAUGAUGACAGUGAUCUUUCAGAUGACAUGUGGAGACUCCGACAAAUGCAGAAACAAGAGCUCAACAAGAUUCAGUCUAAUCUAGGAAAACUGAUACUAAAGGAGGAGGUUGAGGGAUCAGCCCCUGUCCGCAGGAAAACACGGUCACUACCCGACAGGACACCCAUGCAUCUGAGCUCCAGAUCCCCCUCAUAUCCUUCCUCCACUAAGUCUGGCCUUACAAGGCUCCAGUCUGCAGAGUUCUCCUCUUCAAACAGUGAUAAAGGGAGUCAAAAUUUUCAGGUAAGUGAUACGUUACAUUACAAUUACAUUACAAUUUAUGUUGUUAAUAGAUGUUUUCUUACCAAAGUUGAAAGUAUGAAUACAUAUAUAUUUUUAGUAAAUCAAACAAUUAUUUUUUUUUUUUUCACUGACUGGAAUGGUGAUGCUCAGAGCAGAAGGAUAGACAGAGGGAAUUCACUCCCCAGUAUGCUGGAACAAAAGAUUUAUCCAUAUGAGAUGCUCAUUGUGACACACAGAGGAAGAAAUAAACUUCCACCUGGAGUAGACAGGACAAGACUGGAGAGGCACCUGUCACCUGAAGAUUUCCAGAAUGUCUUUGGAAUGUCCAUUGAGGAAUUUGAUCAUCUCUCCCUUUGGAAGCGGAACGACCUGAAAAAGAAAGUCUCCCUGUUCUAGUAGUUUUUACAAGCACUGUCACACGCAUUUUCGCUUGUGGAAAAGUACAGAUGACAGAAGUUACUUCAGAAUGCAAAGGAAAGUGUAUGAAUGUGAUAUGAGGAAUGUUAUUUUGGAACCAGCAAAAAAUCAGUUAUCCUUAUCUUUUGAUAAGUCUCAUAUCUGAUUGCAGCUAUUUACUCAUUAAGUCCUCAAACAAUCGUAUCCAACUCUUUUUUCUCUCUCUCUCUCUCCCCUUUUCUCCCCAAUUUGGAAUGCCCAGUUCCCAAUGCGCUCUAAGUCCUCGUGGUGGUGCGGUUACUCACCUCAAUCCAGGUGGCGGAGCAUGAAUCUCAGUUGCCUCCACAUCUGAGACCGUCAAUCUUAUCACUUGGCUUGUUGAGUGCAUUACCGCGGAGAUGUAGUGCGUGUGGAGGCCCACGCUAUUCUCCACGGCAUCCAUGCACAAUUCACCAUGCGCCCCACUGAGAGCGAGAACCACAAAUUAUAGCAACCACGAGGCAGGCACUCCAGGGGUGGUAGUCAGCAUCAGUACUCGCUGAGCUACCCAGGCCCCCCCCCGUAUCCAACUCUGUUGUCUCUCUUUCUGGUUGCAGCUACAAUGUCAGGACUUCAAAGUUAGCAUUAAAGUCCUCUUCUGUGCUUUGUAAAGCUAGAAUACUAAACACAGAUAUGAAUGCCACCAUUAGACAAGAAAGGCAAAUAUGAAUUGCGCCAGUUAUUUUAGCACAUCAAAGUCUUGCAGAAAGAUGCAGAACUAGUUAACAAAAAUGUCUUGAUUAGCCAGCAAGAACAUGUUCAGUACAAAGUCACUGCCACACUUUUAAAUCAUUAUGUGCAAAGUAUGAACUAAAUAUAGUGAAUUGCCACAAGAAAAACCUUCAGAAUAUUCAUAAAACCAGCUAUUACUUAUGAUUAUAAAAAUGUCAACAAUUUAUACUAAAAACUCAAUCGCAAGACACAUGGAACACCCUUCAUUCCUUAAACCUUUAGCCAAAAAAAAUUAAAUUCUGUCAUCAUUUACUCACCCUCAUUUUGUUGCUUUCUUGCGUGGAACAGAAAAGGAGAUGUCAGAAAGAAUGACAACCCCAGUCACUAUUCACUUUCAUUGCAUCCUCUUUCUAUACACUUAAAGUGAAUGGUGACUGAGGCUAACAUUCUGCCUAACAUCUCUUUUUGUGUUCCAUGCAAGAGAGAAAGUUCUAUAGGUUUUGAAGAACAUGAGAGUGAGUAAAUGAUGACAGAAUUAACAUUGUUGGGUGAACUAUUCCUUUAACACCUAUAGUACCAAUGCAGAUGCCAGCGGUAUGACAUGGCAACAAUUCCCAUGGCAACAGUUGAUUCUGGGUGAGAGUUUGCCAUUCCAAAGAGAGCUACUGUACAUUAGUAAGAGUUUACUCAGUAUUAAAUAUGAGACAUAUGAAACCUGCAUGGCAAAUGUAUCCUGCUUUUACUUCAGUGAUGAUUGAUUGUGAAUUGUGGGUGUGAUCAAUAUGUCUCCUCUUCUACAGAAUCUAUUGAUUGAAGAGUUUCACUCCUAUUGUUUUUUUCCCCCUUUUUCCCAUUUUGCUGCUAUUGCCUUUUCAAGCACCUUUACCAUUUUGGUUCUAUCCUCUUUUCUUCUUGAUGGGUGGAUGUUUAUUAUAGUGUUCCUGUUUUAUAGGAUAAGGAUAGGUUUGGAUAUAAAGGGAUUUCAGAAGUUAGCACGUAAUGGCUGCUGCUUGCCUGGUGGUUUGAUUUUGCAGCUCUGGUUUUUGCCUUCAAAAGGUUUAUAGUUGAGACAUAUUCUCCUUGCCCCCUUUUAAUCACCGUUUCUGUGGUGUUGAACUCUGGGGGAAAUUUGCACACUAACAAUCAAUUUUUAAGGAAUAGUUGACAUUCCAAACCCAUAUGACUUUCUUUUUUUUAGUGAAACUCAAAAGGGGACAUUUCGAAGAAUGUACUGGUUGCUCUUUUACAUGCAAUUACAAUGAAUGGGGACCGGAGCUUUCAAGCUUAAUAAAUGAUGCAAAGCAUCAUUAAAGUAUCAAAACGUGGUCCAUAUGACUUAUGCGCUAGAUUCCAAGUCUUCUGAAGUCAUACGAUAGUAUUCGUGAGUUCAUGAGAGAAGUAGCGAUGUCUGAUGUUUUAACAAAUUAUUCUGACCGAUCAAUCAUUUCAUUGCAAAACACAAAGAACCAAUCAGGUUUUGGGUGAACUAUUCCUUUAAUUUCCUUUUAUUGCUCCAGACCAAAAUGAAGUGCUUGAUCAGCCUGAUCUCAUGAACAUUUAGUGACUGUGGCAACAUUUUUGCAAAACAAAAUUACGUACCUUGUUAAACAUUUUGCGGCAGUUUCCCAGUAAAAUGUCCAGCGGAGGGCGCCAAAAGCAAGUUAGAUGGUGUCGUGAUCAGAUGAUGUCAUUAGGAUUUUUAGGGUGAAUAUUAGAUGGAGGUUUUAAUGAGUAAAUGUACCUCCCUAACAUAAAACUUUAACCUAAACCUAACUAAUAGUGUCCUAAAAGCAAAUGAGAGGUAAACAAAACAGACAUCCUUACCCUAAACCAACACUUAAACCUAAACAAUAGUAUCCAAAAAAAACUAAGAAAUAAAAAGCACAUUUUCUCAAGCAACGACAUAAUCUUGUGUCGCUUCUAUGACAUUCACAUGUCAUGUGCCAGCUUGCCUGGGCUUGAACCGCUGACAUUUGAGUCCAAAGUGCAACAUUAUGUUGUGAGCUGCUGCGGAAGCUAAUCAUGUUGGAAUACGUGUGGAAAUGCAGAGUCUGUAAUACAAUCAUUUUUCAAAUGAUUCGUUAUAGUAAGUGUUUGGAUAUCGUAACAUAGCAGUGUGUGAGUAAUAGUGUGAAAAAUUAAUGUUUAUAUAGUCAUAAUGCGCCUCUAGUGUUAAUUUCACCAGGAAACUGUGGCAAAACGUAAAAUGCGGCACAUUAGUUUGCAAAAAUGUAGUUAUAGUAACAUUCAUUCUGUAAGAUUAGGUUGGCUUGGAUAGAGUGCAUGCUCUGCACCUAGAGUUUGCAUUUAUCAAAACAAAAGGAAUGUAGUAAGAACAAAAUAAUCAUUAUAAGCAACAUGCAUAUCAACUUGAGAAUGUAGAACUACAAAAAUAGACAUUCCACAUUCCGCUUUGUAGAAGCACUGCUUAUAUAGAAAUAUGCAGCUGCACUGGCAAGAGAGAUGUCUGUUGACAAUACCAUAAUACUGAUGUAUUUGCUGUUUAAAUAGCUUGCUGCCAUCAAUAGGCUGUUCAACAGAAUACAGUAUGUUGAGAUGUCGAGAACGCAAUGUAAUACUGGUCCUUUAAUUCAAGCAUUCCUCGCACCUCUGCUGUUGAAAAUGAUUAACGUGUUGGAAAGGGCACAAACUAUUUAAUAUUCAUCAAAAUACUCAAAAGCAUUUAUAUGAUUUUUUUUUUUUUCAAUGGCUGCUUAAAUUUGUUUCUUUGGUCCAAAAUUUCAUUGUGGCUUCAGAAGUCAAAGUUGGAAUAGUUUUUACUUGGAAUAUUUUACAGAAAGGCACGCAUUACCAGAUUAAAGCACUUGAUUCACUGAUACACACUCAAACAAUGGAUGUUAUCACAGUAAGAAAAUAUGCUCUUUUCAACCACAUAACAACACAUGUACAUGUCGCAUUACAAGACAAAUUGUUCAAAAUAUGAGCAAGUAUUCACACAACUGAUCUUUCUCUACUUCAUGAAGUAUCUAGUUCUUUUUUACGUGAAAGUGUGAUGAAUGAAAAAAUAAACUGAAUCUACAAAAAUGAGUGUACAUUGUAAUGAUUUUGUUAUUAGUUGUGGUAUUAGUUUUGUUUUAUUGUUUUGAUUUAUAGUGGUUUACUAAUUACUUAAUUAAAAGAUAAUUUCAAUGAAUAUUCAAUAAAUAAAAUCAAUAAAGUUUUUGAUUUCA
Molecule: messenger RNA, 5642 nt
Organism: Myxocyprinus asiaticus (Chinese sucker)
Lineage: Eukaryota; Metazoa; Chordata; Actinopteri; Cypriniformes; Catostomidae
Product: dematin-like
Exons: 17
Coding region: 346-1740 (464 amino acids)
Biological process (GO): cytoskeleton organization; actin filament bundle assembly; lamellipodium assembly
Cellular component (GO): plasma membrane; actin cytoskeleton
Molecular function (GO): actin filament binding
Source: RefSeq, a predicted model, not a curated record